AUGUUUCUCAAGAUGACUGAGAUUUCGCCUAUAAACACCGUCUUCUACGACGGCAACACCGGACGUCCACUCUAUAAAACUUCGACCCCAAAGCUUUUGGGCGGAACAACACACGUCAGUUGUGCGAUCGAGAGUCCCCUCACUUCCCCGGAGCACGGCGGAGCGGAGACUACUCAGUUUGCCCAUCUUGCGUCGAUCGACUUCCACGAAUAUCAUAUCAAGAAGCCAAGCGUUAUAACAUUUCGAGGGAAUGAGCGGGUGGUGAAUGAGUGGCUAAAGAAAGAGGGUGCAGGCAGAGGGUGGUGGGGUCCACAUCGCCCGUUCACCGCAGAGGAUGGGAAAGAUUACAAGUGGCUGUUGAAGGCAAACCACGUCGAGCUCAGAACCAACGAUGUUAGUGAGAUACUCGUGGCAUGUUUCCAUCCCCGCAAAGACAGGCUAUUUAAGAAAGGCAAAGAGCCAGCUGCCCUGGAAGUCAAAGAGGGCUACGAGGCAAUUCUUGACGAAAUUGUGGUGACUUUUGUUUUCCUCGAGCAGCUGCGCGGAAUCUACGAUCGUGGGGAAGAAGUGAUCUCGUAG
This is a messenger RNA of Mycena indigotica, 579 nucleotides long. RefSeq lists its product as uncharacterized. The transcript is spliced from 4 exons. The coding region runs from base 1 to 579 and encodes 192 amino acids. Lineage: Eukaryota; Fungi; Basidiomycota; Agaricomycetes; Agaricales; Mycenaceae. The record is from RefSeq and is a predicted model, not a curated record.